Molecule: messenger RNA, 1135 nt
Organism: Stylophora pistillata
Lineage: Eukaryota; Metazoa; Cnidaria; Anthozoa; Scleractinia; Pocilloporidae
Source: RefSeq, a predicted model, not a curated record
GAAGAGGCAACCAAGGAACUCCCGAUGAUUGUGGGUGAGAUUCCGAUCCUUUCCAAAGCCUAUUACAGUAAGAUCAAUUUUAAUGAGACAUGGCUCACGCCGCCCUUAGGGUCAGGCCCUUAUCGCAUUAAAGAGGUUAAUCCCGGAGACUCAAUUACUUAUGAGCGUCUUAAAAACUGGUGGGCAAAAGACCUCCCUCUUUUUAAAGGACGUUAUAACUUUGAUGAAAUUGUUUACAAAUACUACCGAGAUGCAGGAAUUAUUUUUGAAGCGUUUAAGGCAGGAGACCAUGAUUUUCGUCGUGAACACAAGGCGCAAAAUUGGGCAUUAGGCUACACUUUUGAGGCUGCCCUUAAGGGUGACGUUAAACGUUUAGAUCUUCCCCACAGCCGCGUUGAAGCAAUGCAAGCCUUUAUCUUUAAUACACGCCGUUUUCUUUUUAAGGACCCAAGCGUCCGUAAAGCUUUGGCCUUAGCCUUUAAUUUUGAAUGGGCUAAUAAGAAUUUAUUCUACGGAGCUUAUCAUCGCACAUUAAGUUUCUUUGAUAAUUCACCUCUUGCUUCUAGGGGCCUCCCAACAGGCCAAGAGUUAGAAAUUUUGAUGGACUACAAAGGGCAACUCCCUGAAAAUAUUUUUACAGAAGCUUUUUCACUUCCUAUGUACAAAAAUCAACAAGAUUUACGCCGUACCCUUGCCAAGUCUAAAGCUCUUUUAGAAAAGGCUGGUUGGGAUGUCGUUGAUGGUGUCCUUACUCACUUGGAAACGGGAACACCUUUUGUUUUUGAAAUCUUAUUGUUUGACGCUACGAUGGAAAAGGUCAUUCAAAACUUUGCUCGAAACCUAGAAUAUUUAGGGAUUAAAGCUUCACCUCGUCGUGUGGAUAGCAACCAAUAUGCCCGACGUUUUGAACACUUUGAUUAUGAUAUGAUUAUCAGCUUUUUCCCACAAAUCCCCUCUCCUGGAACAGAACAGCUUAACUACUGGGGAUCAAAAUCGGCUGAUGCUCCGGGGUCUUAUAACUUAGCCGGCAUCAAAGAUCCUGCCAUCGACCAAUUGAUUGAAAAGCUUAUUAAUGCUCCUACUCGCGAAGAAAUCGUUGUGUGCACAAAGGCUCUAGAUCGAGUGCUCUUGAAAG